AUCGACAAUAUCUAUGUGCUGGUGCUUGGAUUCUUAUGCAUGGCCACCCUGAAAGCAUUAAUAGUGCAAACCUCGGACGUGUCUUGAGAGAAUUUACGCCCGAAGAAGUGACAUCUAAUAUUUACACUAUGAUUGAUGUACUUCUUCAUCAUAUUCAUAUGGAAAUGCAACAUGGGCAUCUCCAACAGGACCUUCUAGCAAAAGCUAGUGCCAACCUUACGUUUUUUAUAUGGACACAUGAGCUACUUCCAUUAGAUAUCUUGCUGCUAGCACUUAUUGACCGUGAUGACGACCCUAAUGCUUUGCGGAUAGUGAUGGCUCUGAUUGAUAAGCAAGAGCUUCAACAAAGAAUCAAAUUAUUUUGUAUGAACCGUGGCCCCCCUGAGCAUUGGCUUCACUCAGGAAUUUUCAAGCGUGUCGAGUUGCAGAAAGCUCUUGGGAAUCAUCUCUCUUGGAAGGAGCG
Papaver somniferum (opium poppy) is the source of this 463-nucleotide messenger RNA. Its product is annotated as mediator of RNA polymerase II transcription subunit 23-like. Gene Ontology annotation, cellular component: transcription regulator complex; mediator complex. NCBI's taxonomy places the organism in Eukaryota, Viridiplantae, Streptophyta, Magnoliopsida, Ranunculales, Papaveraceae. The annotation marks the transcript as partial. The record is from RefSeq and is a predicted model, not a curated record. The transcript is spliced from 4 exons. Gene Ontology annotation, biological process: regulation of transcription by RNA polymerase II; positive regulation of gene expression.